Sclerotinia trifoliorum is the source of this 2498-nucleotide messenger RNA. The record is from the annotation of a GenBank genome assembly. Lineage: Eukaryota; Fungi; Ascomycota; Leotiomycetes; Helotiales; Sclerotiniaceae.
AUUAUAAUUUCUUUUCAGCAAGCUUCACUUCACUUCACUCAUCACAAACAUCUCCGCAACGGCAAACCAAGACAAGUUCUCAUUCAUUCAAUUGAUAUGAUUGAGAAUGUCACAACGGUACAGACAUUCUGGUCAUCUAUAAAGCAAUGGGGAUACCCCAUCUAAUUACAUUCUUGCGACCUUAUGCGACUUUGAGUUCAUUGAAGGGCAAACAUAUUGUGAUCGAUGGUCCAGGGUUAGCAUAUCAUAUAUAUCAUAUAUGUUUAAGUGCGAGGAAGUCUGCGGGGAAUUAUUUUGAAGCAAAUCCAUCCUACAAAGAGCUUGGAGAGACGGUAUUAGCAUGGCUGGAUGGCUUGGAGAGAAGUGGUGCUGUUGUGUGAGUUCCACACGAUCAAAAGGUCCCCUUCAUUGUGUUAACUAUUAGUAGGAAACAGAUAUACUUUGACGGAUUCCUACCCCCAGCCAAACUAGAUGUCCGUUACCAGAGGCUUAGUCGCAAUACACAGCAAUUGGAAAAAUAUCAUAAAGAUUAUGCAUCUGGGUUGGGAUAUCGAUUUUCAUCGACAAGUUGGAUUACAUCUGCAUCAUUUCCUUUCGCAUUUGCUCCCCAGCGUUCCAGCUUUGUAAAGCUUCCGGCAUCAUCCUUUCUCGUGCCUUCAAUAAUUGAAGCGUUACAAAACACCAACAAGUAUAGAGAUAUUGUCGAGAUUGUGCCGGGAGAAGCAGAUACAUAUUGUGCGAGCUAUGUCAGUCAACAUGGUGGAAUCAUUCUCACUGGCGAUUCUGACCUCUUGGUUCAUGAAAUUGGGACCGACAGUUCUGUGAGCUUCUUCCAAGAUGUUGAGGUCUCAUCCGAGGCCGAUCCGUGGAUGUUACAGUCCCAAGUAUUUCAUGUUGGGUCCAUUGUGAAGCGAUUACGACUUCCAUCUUCUCAUGGUAUUUGUGCUCUUGCUUUUGAGAUUGUCAUGGAUUCCCAUGGUACCUUUUCCAAACUUCUAAAACAAGCAACUACACUGAGCGCUAUCAAGCAGCACAAAGGGAUGUACGUGGAUUUUGUCAAGGAAUACUUGCCUGUUGACUUUGAUUUAGCUAUCUUCGAUCCAACGCUGGUAAAACGUUCUUCGGUGAAGACUGCUCUUCAAGCCCUUGAUCCUCGUGUUUGUGAGUAUGUUCUUCAAUUUCCUUACUUGAUGAGAUGUCUCGGCCUGUCGCAGUCGUCGAGUGCGUCUCAAGAUGGUGCGAACAUCAAUAUCUUUCUCCCAUUCCUUAUUGACUGUCCAUCUCGGACCAAUGCCUGGGAGAUGUCUGCAUCCAUACGUCAGUUGGCAUAUGGUUGCAUGAAUAUGAUAUUACCAGUCGGAGAGAGGAGGAACUCGAUUUUCGAACACAAAAGACAAGCCAACACGUCGCGCGGGAGGGAGUGGGAGAUACCAGCUGCAUCAGAUAUUCCAAGAGCUUGCAUGGAAGUUUUGACAUUUCUUCGUGAAAGCCGUACCAAACUCGAAGGGCAGUGCAUUGCCGAUAGUUGGAGCUCUAUUGCUUUUAUACAAGACGCCGAGUGGUCAGAAUCAAUAGAUAAGGUGAGCUUGGGCAAGAAGGUUUUGGCAGGACUCAGGGCCUCAAAUCCCAAUGACACUUCUCCCAAAAAGAGCGACUUGGAUUGGGAUAAAAUACAUUUUAUGGCUCAAAUCCAAGGCUCUUAUUACUCAUUCAGGAUUUUGAAGCAGCUGACAACCUUUUUGAUCUUGAUUGGGGGUCGUGGAUCAGUUUCUGGGCCACUAUUGGAACUAAAUGAUUUGCUUCAAGACCUCCCAAGCCUCAAUGCCCAUAAUGGAUUCGAGAAACUGGAAUCCAUGUUGACAACCAUGAAGGAAUCGAUCCUUGAAGAUUCGUAUCAAGAAAAACAAUUAUCGGCUAGCAUUUCUGCGGAAAAGUCUAAACAAAAGAAGAAAAGGAAAAGGGACCAAUUGACUUCGUCUCGUACAGCGAAUAAAAAGCCUACGAACCCAUUUGAUGUAUUGGGUUCCGAUUGGUGAUUUGACAUUCCCAGUGUUCAUCAUCUAAAAUAAUUUCCCAGGCAAUCGAAAAUUUAUAUGCUCUCAUCAUUGCAUUGAGUGCUCGCAUUCACAAAAUUUGUUCGUGCUGUUGCAACCCGUUCUCUACAUGUAGCAUCUUCUGUGUCGUGCAAUAUCGAAGAUACUCUCUUCUGUUCCCAGUUUCAUUUAAUGGAUGUAUCGCUGCUGUACCUCUUCAUUCUUUUUUUCAACCAAGUAUUGGGUAUCAAAGAUUCAACGAGGUUUGGAUACGUUGGCAGAUCUAUGUAACCAGGAGUGGAUGGGACAAUAUUCGUUUUCUGGAAGUUUGCGAUGAGUGAGGUGUCUAGACUUGUAGGGUUUUCGGUGUCUGCAAGAAUGAGUAAGUUUCUCUUACUGAUGAGAGUCGUGAUAACAAAUCCAUCAUCUAAAAGUGAGGUCUGUAUAUAGUGAAGUGUAUUAUAG